Messenger RNA from Misgurnus anguillicaudatus (oriental weatherfish), 2299 nucleotides. It is a transcript of the gene syt15, whose product is annotated as synaptotagmin XV. Gene Ontology annotation, cellular component: plasma membrane; exocytic vesicle. Lineage: Eukaryota; Metazoa; Chordata; Actinopteri; Cypriniformes; Cobitidae. Gene Ontology annotation, molecular function: clathrin binding; phosphatidylserine binding; calcium-dependent phospholipid binding. The record is from RefSeq and is a predicted model, not a curated record. Gene Ontology annotation, biological process: calcium-ion regulated exocytosis.
AAAAUAUGUUAAAACCCUCUUAAAUUUGACUUGAAGGUAUUGUGGGAACAGCAGUCGUGUUACCUGAUUACAGCUCUUGAUAAACUUCCCUGUUGUCCACAAGUUAUUCAUUAACCCUUUGCGAAGGCUGCAGGUCAACUAAUCCAAAUGAUUUUUCAUCUAUAAGCCAAACUGUACUUAUACUGUACUUAACUGGUAGCGCAUGGUUCUCAUGGGUUCGAUACCCAGGGCAUACAUGUACUGAAAGAUAUAAACUUUUGCUUUGGUUGAAAGCAUUUGCAAAAUACAUAAAAGUUAACAUUGGUGUCUUUUAUAGCUUUUCAUCAUGCUAAGGCACACCCCUGACCUGCUUGCUUUCAACGAAUUGGUUUCAUUGGAAUUUCAUUAAGUUUGUUAAUUGCAUUAACCUUCGCAGUUUGCAUGCUCGCUGCAUGCCCAAACUUGGUGUUUGUUUGGUAAUGAAUUCUGUAACUGGCUGAGUGGAUAUCAGGUCUUUGCUUAGUCUAGCGCAUGGUGUUGAUUAACUAACCUGGGAAGACUUAGAUGACCUGUAGUAUCGAACUACAGUGUGACCCAACGCUGAAUCCGAAACUUUCUGUCAAUGGGACAUCGGGGAGAAUGCCAGUGAGACUGGGCAUACUGGCAAAAUGGGGAAGCAGUGACUGGUGAUUUACAUUGGCAUUAAAACGAGAGACAAUUUAUCCAGUUGGGAUUUAUACAGUGACUGUCUAUGGCUGAUCUACUUGUGGCAUUGGCUUGUGGACUGUCUGCAGCAUUUCUCCUACUUUUGCUUGCUGGCUUAUCAGUCUAUCUAUUGUGGAGGAAGAGGCAGACCCAAAGGCUUUACCAGGGACUGAUACCAACCACCCCCACAAUCCCACAAUGCACCACUCCAGUACUCCAGACAUCACAGAGCAGCAGCUAUGGGUCAGGUAAUGUUCCUUUCAUUGUACCCCCUCGAUUCAAGACAGCACCUCAUUUAAGGGAGGAGAAAGCAGGAAGACAGGAUGCUGAGGAAUGGGAACACCAUCCUGAUCUGCACACCCAGCGAGGAUCUUUAUCAGUAGGCAGUUGGUUUCCUCUCGGUAGCUUAAGGCCAGACCUGUACCAGCUUCCAGAGGAGCCAAGCGAGUGGUCCCUGCCGAACGGCUCAGCUGUUCGUCUGUGGUUUGCUUUGAGAUACCAGGAGGAGAAAGAACAGCUGGUUGUGUCUGUGCUCCGCGCCGCUAACCUGCCCGCUCGGUGCCAGGGUAACAUCGCGUUGGUCAAACUGCAGCUGUUGCCCUCGGAUGAACGUCGUCAUCGUCAGGCCAAAGCACGAAGGAAGGGACGUCAUCCGCAGUUCAACGACAGCUUUGUGUUUCAGGUAUCUAACAGCUGUGUGGACCAAUGCUCUUUGCACAUGAGCUUGUACACUGUGGAACAGAAGAAGCAUCAUCUACUGGGACAGAUUUUGAUACCCCUGAGACAUUGUGAACUACAGGAGACAGCAGGCAAAGUGCAGUGGAGGGAUCUGGACAAUGAGUGUGAUCAACCUUUGUCAAAGAACGGUGACAUCCAAGUGUCAUUGAACUACAAUCUGUCUCUGGACCGCCUCACUGUAGUUGUUCUAAGAGCACGAGGUCUGCGUUGCAGCAGUGAUGCAGGUGUGUGCGUCCAGGUCUCCCUGAAGAUACAUACUCAGGUGGUGAGAAACAAGUGGACCACCGUGGCCAAAGGCAACAAUCCGUCUUUUAAUGAGAGGCUUACCUUCAGACUUUUACCAACACAGCUGGACACAGCUUGCCUGACCUUGCAACUCCAGCAGCCAGUGACAGAGGAACCGGUGUCGUUGGGUGUCGUGGUCAUUGGACCGUUCAUGUAUGCAAGAGGCAGAGAGCUGGACCACUGGAACGACAUGGUCAGCAAACCUCAAGAGCUGGUUAGACAAUGGCACGCACUGGGAACAGUUACCACAGUGAACAGCAUGGAUCAAGUUUAAUUCCAGCCAUCCUCUUUUAAAAGAAUGGUAAAGGAAAGUGUUAUGUUAUUGUUACCAAUGAUGUUAAACUUAACUUAGCACUAUUAAACAAAGGGAAAGGAAAUUUGUUUAUUAUAGCAGAAAUGUGAGAAUGAGGUUUGCUUGUAAUUACAAACAUUUGAAUGAGAGGUUGAUCGCCAAGGUCACAUUUGAACAAACUGUGAAUUAAUGCAUGCAGCAAAAUAUGGUUUUGCUUACACACCAAGCGUUCCCACACCAUUUGUCCAAUGAAUUUGCAUGACUUUUUACUUACUAUCAUUAAUAAAACAUCGAAACGCU